Messenger RNA from Vigna angularis (adzuki bean), 1898 nucleotides. Its product is annotated as aldehyde dehydrogenase family 2 member B4, mitochondrial. Gene Ontology annotation, molecular function: aldehyde dehydrogenase (NAD+) activity. The record is from RefSeq and is a predicted model, not a curated record. The transcript has 11 exons. Lineage: Eukaryota; Viridiplantae; Streptophyta; Magnoliopsida; Fabales; Fabaceae. The coding region runs from base 182 to 1801 and encodes 539 amino acids.
CUAAAAUCAACACAGAUAAAACCCGCAAGUGAAGCAUUCACCACGUGACACUUCACGACAGCGAUUGAUGAUGACAACUUCAUCGUGAAACCAUUCUUAUCUUUGAAGAGUGCCUUUUCAUGAUUCAUAAGAGCAAGAAGCUGGAGGGUAAGUCGAAGAAGCAUAAAAAAUAUCUUUGACUAUGGCUGCUCGCAGACUUUCCUGGUUACUCUCUCGGUCUCUCUCUUCCCAUUCUUCUGGAGCUUCUUUGUUUCACUCAUUAGGAAGAAACUCCGGAGGGUGGAGAAACAUCAAUAGAUUUAGCACGUCUGCAGCAGUUGAGGACCUAAUCACUCCACAAGUUCCAAUACGUUAUACACAGCACCUGAUAAAUGGACGAUUUGUGGAUGCUGCAUCAGGGAAAACAUUUCCAGCUUAUGACCCGCGAACGGGAGAAGUGAUUGCUAAUGUUGCUGAAGGGGAUGCUGAAGACAUCAACCGUGCAGUAUCAGCAGCUCGCAAGGCCUUUGAUGAAGGGCCUUGGCCUAAAAUGAGUGCAUAUGAAAGAAGUCGAAUAUUGCUUCGCUUUGCUGAUUUGGUUGAGAAACACAACGAUGAGCUAGCUGCUCUGGAGACAUGGAACAAUGGAAAGCCUUAUGAACAGGCUGCCAAGUCAGAAGUUCCAUUGUUUGUGCGUUUAUUUCACUAUUAUGCUGGUUGGGCGGAUAAAAUUCACGGGUUGACCGUCCCAGCUGAUGGAGAUUAUCAUGUUCAGACAUUGCAUGAACCAGUUGGUGUAGCAGGACAAAUUAUACCUUGGAACUUUCCUUUAAUUAUGUUUGCUUGGAAAGUUGGACCAGCUCUAGCAUGUGGUAAUACCAUUGUCCUGAAGACCGCUGAGCAAACACCACUAACAGCUCUCUUUGUUGCAAAACUAUUUCAUGAGGCUGGUCUUCCGGAAGGUGUUCUGAAUGUAGUUUCUGGGUAUGGUCCAACUGCUGGUGCAGCUCUUGCAAGUCAUAUGGACGUGGACAAGCUAGCAUUUACUGGAUCGACAGAUACUGGAAAAGUUGUACUUGAAUUGGCUGCAAGAAGCAAUCUUAAGCCAGUGACAUUGGAGCUUGGAGGGAAAUCACCUUUCAUAGUGUUCGACGAUGCUGAUGUUGACAAGGCUGUUGAACUUGCACACUUUGCUCUGUUCUUUAAUCAGGGGCAAUGUUGUUGUGCUGGGUCUCGUACUUUUGUACAUGAGCGUGUCUAUGAUGAGUUCUUGGAGAAAUCAAAGAAACGAGCUUUGAGACGUGUUGUUGGAGAUCCAUUCAAGAAAGGUGUUGAACAAGGUCCUCAGAUUGAUGGAGAACAAUUUGAGAAAGUCCUUGGGUACAUAAAGUCUGGGAUUGAAAGCAAUGCUACCCUUGAAUGUGGGGGGGAUAGAUUGGGCUCGAAAGGAUUCUUUAUCCAGCCAACUGUCUUCUCAAAUGUGCAGGAUGACAUGUUGAUAGCACAAGACGAAAUCUUUGGCCCAGUUCAGUCCAUCUUGAAAUUCAAGGACACUGAUGAAGUAAUUGAACGGGCAAAUAGAACACGUUAUGGUCUAGCGGCAGGCGUGUUUACUAAGAACGUGGACACGGCCAACAAAUUGAUGCGGGCACUAAGAGCUGGAACUGUGUGGAUCAAUUGCUUUGAUGUUUUUGAUGCUGCGAUUCCUUUUGGUGGGUACAAGAUGAGUGGUAUUGGCAGGGAGAAAGGAAUCUAUAGUCUUCACAACUACCUCCAGGUGAAAGCUGUUGUCACACCAUUGAAGAAUCCUGCUUGGAUAUAGAUACUCUGUUUCUUCUGUUCCUUCCAGAAUAAACUCUCUCACUGUAUAAAUACUUCGUUUCUUCUCAAUAAAUGAUAUAAUGUCUUUUAUGUUGCAA